CCUUAUCUGGCGAUUUCGUAAAUGCUCCGAUUAUAUUGAGUAAUUUUAAGUCGAUUGAGCCCGAGGACGAUCGGACGAAUCGGCGGAAUCUUUAAAAAAAAAACAAUAAAGAGAAACUCCCUCCUCCAAAAACGCAAAAUGUGCGGCGCUCGAUUUUAAUUCCUCUUCCCGAAAACCUUCCAAAAAUUUAUUAUUAUUAUAAUGGAGAGGUGCGAAAGCGAAUUGGACCAGCUCCAGGAGAACUGCGGCCUGUUCGGGUGCGUGGCCAGCGGAGAAUGGCCCACCAAUUUGGAUAUUUCGCACAUCAUCGUUCUCGGUUUGGUCGGAUUGCAACACAGAGGUCAAGAGAGUGCGGGUGUCGCCACUGCCAAAGGAGAUAACACCAAAACCAUAUCCAUAUCCCGCGGCAUGGGAUUGGUCAGCGGCGUGUUUAAGGAAGAAGACAUGGUCAAAUUGAAAGGAAAUUUGGGUUUAGGACACACGAGAUACUCGACGCACGGCGGUUCGGAACACGAGAACGCUCAACCUUUCGUGGUACACACCAAACACGGUCUGUUGGCCGUGGCGCAUAAUGGAGAAUUAGUAAAUGCGCCGUCUCUCAGAAGAAGCAUUUUAGAAAAAGGAGUCGGCCUGUCCACGGGAUCGGACAGCGAACUGCUGACGCAGAUCCUAAGCAUGCCGCCCCCCGAGGGAGAGCCGGACGGUCCCGACUGGCCCGCCAGGAUAAGGCAGGUCAUGACCCUGACGCCCAUAGCCUACUCUCUGCUGAUGAUGUACCAUGACACCAUGUACGCGGUCAGGGAUCCGUACGGCAACAGGCCUCUGUGUCUGGGGGUCUUGGUUCCCCCCGGAGAAUUGGCCAAAAGCAGUACGGAGGAGAUCGACGGUUGGGUGGUUUCUUCGGAAUCCUGUUCUUUUCCUUCCGUUUCCGCAAAACUACUGAGGGAAGUGGAACCGGGAGAAAUCGUGGAAAUCACCAAAUUCGGGCCCCGCUCUUUGGGAAUAGUCGGAAGGCCCGACAACGACUCGCCGGCCUUUUGUAUAUUCGAAUACGUAUAUUUCGCCCGGCCCGACAGUUUUCUGGAAGGUCAAAUGGUGUACAGAGUGCGAGAAGAAUGCGGUAGGCAAUUGGCCAGAGAGGCACCCGUGGAAGCGGACAUGGUCAGCACCAUACCGGAAUCGGCAACACCCGCGGCUCUAGGAUUUUCACACGAGAGCGGAAUUCCCUACGUAGAGGUCCUGUGUAAGAACAGAUACGUGGGUCGUACCUUCAUCCAACCCAGCAAUCGACUGAGGCAGUUGGCGGUGGCCAAGAAAUUCGGACCCCUCAGCGAUAACUUCAGAGGAAAGAGGGUAAUCCUGUGCGACGAUUCGAUAGUCAGGGGCAACACGGUGGGAGCCAUCAUUCGAAUGUUGAAAGAAGCCGGAGCGAAAGAGGUACACAUCAGAAUCGCUUCCCCUCCUCUGCAUUAUCCGUGUUACAUGGGCAUCAACAUCCCCACUAAAGAGGAGCUGAUCGCUAACAAACUGAACGCCGGACAACUAGCCAAGUCGCUGGGUGCCAGCAGCCUGGUCUAUCUUUCGGUAGAAGGCCUGGUGACGGCGGUACAGAGGAAAAUCAAGAAAGACAACGGAAGGCCAAUAGGGCAUUGUACCGCCUGUCUGACCGGAAAGUAUCCCGUCGACCUGGAAUGGUAACGCGCGCCCGAACCGCAUUUCCUUUUGUUACUUACUUAAAAUUGUGAUAUUUAUGAGGAAGUGGGUUCGUCCGUGCGAAAUAAAUACAUUCCUCCUGUACUUCCCUGUACAUUUAAUCUAUCGGAUAAUAUAGAUUGUUAAAGCAAUAAUAUAUUAAUUUACCAGUAAUCUUGUAAAAUAUCUCCAAAUUUCGCUUUGUAUUGUCGUAAAACGGAAAACUGCAUCACGUGAUUACCUGGACGUACUUUCCUCCGUCAUCUCUUUUCCGAGGAGACGAUGCAAUUAAAAAAUCCGAAGAAUAAAAAAAUUGAUUUUUCUAUUAUAACAAAAAUUAGAAUAAACUAACACGAAACGAGUGACAACCAUUA
Messenger RNA from Centruroides sculpturatus (bark scorpion), 2066 nucleotides. Its product is annotated as amidophosphoribosyltransferase-like. The record is from RefSeq and is a predicted model, not a curated record. The transcript has 7 exons. Gene Ontology annotation, biological process: purine nucleobase biosynthetic process; purine nucleotide biosynthetic process. The coding region runs from base 202 to 1698 and encodes 498 amino acids. Gene Ontology annotation, molecular function: amidophosphoribosyltransferase activity. NCBI's taxonomy places the organism in Eukaryota, Metazoa, Arthropoda, Arachnida, Scorpiones, Buthidae.